GGUAUGGCAAUUUCCUCCCAACCUAAAUGGGAAACGAAUUUAAUAUUGCUGAAAAGGAUUUAUAUCCUCUUUUAUAACGGCAAAAAUAGAGUAGCCUCACUUUUUCAGAGGUGACGGUGUCGUUCUCACACAGAAUAUUCAGAAUUACUUCAUCUUGUCCCGUAUGUUCUCCUUUCCUCUUUGUUUCCAUUCGCAGCUUUGCUAUCCCAGUUUCUCCAUUCUCUCAAUUCCCAAUUUUCAGAACAAAUUCCUAAAAAUUCUUGCAGCUUUGCAGCCAGCAUUUCUGCUAGUUAUGUUUCUUCAAUUUAUCAUCUAAGCACCAGUUUCCUCCAGUUCGACCAAUUCUGGUAACAUACACGUCAAAAUCGACAUACCCAGUACUUGUUUUCACCGACACUUCAGUCUUUUCCCGAGAAUUUAGGGUUUUUGUGAGGAUAUUGUUGCAGAGUUUUAAGGGUUUCGCGAGUAGCUCUGUUCUGUUCGACUGAUGAGUCUCUGCCUGUUUGGAUGGCCAGAGCUUCUUCAAGCCUUCUUUUUAACAUCUUUAUUCUUUUCGCAAUCAACCCUUGUUGGGGUUCGGAGGAUGACUUUUCAAUUAUAGAUUUCUAUUCAUUUCAUGGUGAUUAUACGCCUCCCUCUCCUCCGCCUCCUUCUUCUCCUCCUCACUCGCCAGCCUUAUCGUGUCAAGACGAUCUUAAUGGAACCGGGUCUUUGGACACCCUUUGUGAGCUCAAUUCUAGUUUGAAUCUCACAAAUGAUGUGUACAUAGAAGGAAAUGGAAGCUUAAACAUUCUUCCCGGUGUAAUUGUGAGCUGCCCUGUGGUCGGGUGCUCCAUUUCAGUUAAUGUUAGCGGAGAAUUUAAUUUGGGUCCAAAUGCGUCUAUUAUUGCAGGGACUGUGUCUGUGAGAGCUUGGAAUGCAAGCUUGCUUGAUGGGUCUGUGAUCAAUGUUACUGCCUUGGGGGGUUCACCCCCGGCGCAGACUAGUGGCACCCCCACGGGUGUCCAGGGUGCUGGAGGAGGGCACGGUGGAAGAGGUGCUAGUUGCUUAAUUGAUAAUACGAAGCUUCCAGAGGACGUAUGGGGUGGAGAUGCCUAUUCGUGGUCGUCCCUGGGUGAGCCGUGGAGUUAUGGUAGCAAGGGUGGGACGACAAGCAAAGAGGAGGAUUAUGGUGGUGGCGGUGGUGGGAGGAUUGGGUUUGACACUGUUAAUGCCAUUGAAGUUGAGGGAAGCCUUUUGGCUGAUGGAGGUGAUGGUGGACUCAAAGGUGGAGGAGGAUCAGGUGGGAGUAUCUACAUCAAGGCUCAUAGAAUGACAGGAAGUGGCACGAUAAGUGCCUCUGGUGGUAAUGGAUUUGCUGGGGGUGGUGGUGGGAGAGUUUCCAUCAAUGUUUUCAGCCGGCAUGAUGAUUCAGAAUUCUUGAUUCAUGGGGGAACGAGUCUUGGCUGUCCUGAAAACUCUGGAGCUGCAGGGACUUAUUAUGAUGCUGUUCCUAGGAGCCUUGUUAUCAGCAAUCACAACAUGUCCACAGAUACUGACACACUUCUUUUAGAGUUUCCUAAUCAGCCACUUUGGACAAAUGUUUAUGUUCAAAAUCAUGCUAAGGCAUCUGUUCCUUUGCUUUGGAGUCGAGUGCAGGUUCAAGGUCAGCUUCAUUUAUCACGUGGUGCAAGUUUGAGCUUCGGGCUUGCACAUUAUGCCUCAUCAGAGUUUGAGUUGAUGGCGGAAGAACUUUUAAUGAGUGACUCAGUAAUCAAGAUAUAUGGAGCUCUGCGGAUGAAUGUCAAAAUGCACUUGAUGUGGAAUUCCAAAAUGCUUAUAGAUGGUGGUGGAGAUGCCUUUGUGGCAACAUCCUUGCUUGAAGCGAGCAAUUUAGUGGUUCUUAAGGAAUCAUCUGUGAUACAUUCAAAUGCGAAUUUGGGAGUUCACGGACAAGGUUCAUUGAAUUUAUCUGGAACGGGAGAUCUGAUUGAAGCACAACACUUAAUUCUAUCCUUAUUUUAUGUUAUCAAUGUUGGGCCUGGAUCUGUUCUGCGAGGUCCACUGGAGGGUGCAAAUAAAAAUGAUUUGAAUCCACGGCUAUACUGUGAAUUCCAGGAUUGCCCAAUGGAACUACUUCAUCCACCUGAGGAUUGCAAUGUGAACUCUUCAUUGUCCUUCACUCUUCAGAUCUGUCGGGUUGAAGAUAUUAAUGUUGAAGGUAUCAUAGAAGGAUCUGUUGUUCAUUUUCACUGGGUUAGAACUGUGGCUGUUUACUCUUCUGGAGCAAUAAGUGCCUCUGGGUUGGGCUGCACUGGUGGAGUGGGUAGGGGAAAGGUUUUAAGCAAUGGCCUUGGUGGUGGUGGGGGCCAUGGCGGUCGAGGUGGUGAUGCGUAUUAUAAUGGCAGUUUCAUUGAUGGUGGUACUACGUAUGGGGAUGCUAAUUUUCCUUGUGAACUCGGUAGUGGGAGUGGAAAAGAUGGUCAUGCUGGUGCAACUGCUGGUGGUGGUAUCAUAGUGAUGGGUUCUGCGGAACACUCGUUAUCAAGUCUGUCCAUUGAUGGUUCACUUAGAGCUGAUGGAGAAACUUUUGGAGAAAAUAUCAGAAACCAAGAUGCUUGGACGAGUGCAAACAUAGGUCCCGGGGGUGGAUCUGGUGGAUCCAUUCUUCUUUUUGUUCAUACAUUGGUUCUUGGUGAUUAUUCAAUUAUUUCAACUGUUGGAGGACAUGGUUGCCCUUAUGGUGGCGGUGGUGGAGGGGGUGGAAGAAUUCACUUUGAUUGGUCAGACAUAUCAAGUGGGAAUGAGUAUUUGCCCAUUGCAAGCGUGAAAGGAAGCAUUUUUACUGGGGGAGGGCUUGGCAGAGGUCAGGGCCGUGAUGGAGGAAAUGGAACAGUCACUGGGAAAACAUGUCCGAAGGGACUGUAUGGGAUCUUUUGUCAGGAAUGCCCAGUUGGCACUUACAAGAAUGUCAGUGGAUCUGACAGAGCCCUUUGUCAAACUUGUCCUUAUGAGCUUCCACGUCGAGCUGUAUUUAUUGCUGUUCGAGGUGGUGUGGCUGAUACUCCUUGUCCAUAUGAGUGCGUUUCUGACAGAUACCACAUGCCGCAUUGUUAUACAACACUUGAAGAGUUGAUAUACACUUUUGGUGGGCCAUGGUUAUUUGGUCUUAUUCUCAUAGGCCUCCUUGUCCUGUUAGCUCUUGUGCUGAGUGUAGCGCGGACAAAAUAUGCCAGUGCAGAUGAGGAAUUAUCAGUCCUUGAGCCAAAUCGACGUGGCUCUCGAAUAGAUAAUUCCUUCCCAUUUUUGGAGUCUCUGAAUGAGGUUUUGGAAACAAAUAGGAUUGAGGAAUCCCAGAGUCAUGUGCAUAGAAUGUAUUUUAUGGGGUUUAAUACUUUCUGGGAACCCUGGCAUCUUCCUCAUUCACCUCCUGAUCAAGUAAUUGAAAUUGUAUAUGAGGAUGCAUUUAACAGAUUUGUGGAUGAGAUCAACGCUUUAGCUGCUUAUCAAUGGUGGGAAGGAUCAGUCCACAGUGUUCUCUCUGUUCUUGCAUAUCCACUUGCAUGGUCAUGGCUGCAGCUACGCCAAAAAAGGAAAAUGCAACAACUUCGUGAAUUUGUCCGAUCAGAAUAUGAUCAUGCUUGCUUACGUUCUUGCCGUUCGCGUGCUCUCUAUGAAGGCCUAAAGGUGUCUGCAACUUCCGACCUAAUGCUUGGCUAUGUGGAUUUUUUCCUUGGGGGGGAUGAAAAGAGGGCUGAUCUUCCUCCUCGUCUUAAUCAAAGACUUCCCAUGACCCUGGUUUUCGGAGGAGAUGGAAGUUACAUGGCUCCUUUCUCUCUUCAAAGUGACAAUAUUUUAACUAGCUUGAUGAGUCAGUCUGUCACUCCUACUACCUGGUAUCGACUGGUUGCUGGUCUAAAUGCUCAACUGCGCUUAGUUCGCUGUGGACAUGUAAAAGUAACUUUUGGUCCUAUUAUCGGCUGGAUUGAAACACAUGCAAACCCUACUUUAAGGACAUAUGGUGUGCGUGUUGACCUUGCUUGGUUCCAGCCUUCUGCUUGUGGUUAUUGCCAGUUUGGACUUCUGGUAUCUUCUAUUGAAGUCGAACAUGUGCCACCUACUGUUGGGGAUCUAGAUGGAUCUUUGCUAUUUGAGCAACAGUCAUGUUUGUCCAGUACUCAUAUGCGGAGAGCUGUGGAUAAUUUGAAAGUCAGUGAACAUUUAACAACACAUAAAAGGCUAUUUGGGGGGAUUUUACAUGCUAAGAGCUUGCAAAAGCUUGGAGAGAGGAAAUCUAUAUGUUACCCGUUCUCUUAUAUAGUUCAUAAUACUAAACCUGUCGGACAUCAGGAUCUUGUUGGUUUGCUCAUCUCGAUGCUACUUUUAGGAGAUUUUAGCUUAGUGUUGCUUACUUUGCUUCAGCUGUAUUCUAUUUCCCUGGUGGACUUUCUUCUAGUUUUAUUUAUUCUUCCUCUUGGCGUCCUAUUUCCAUUCCCAGCUGGCAUCAAUGCUUUAUUUAGUCAUGGACCUAAGCGAGCGGCUGGUCUUGCACGCAUGUAUGCCCUGUGGAAUAUCUCGUCCUUGAUUAAUGCUGUGGUUGCCUUUAUAUGUGGAUUCCUUCAUUAUAAGUCCCAGUCGUCAAGUAAAAAGCAUCCGAACUUUCAGUCCUGGAAUUUUAGCAUGGAUGAAAGUGGAUGGUGGAUGCUUCCUUGUGGACUGGUGCUUUGUAAAAUUAUCCAAGCACAACUGAUCAAUUAUCAUGUGGCUAACCAAGAAAUUCAAGACCACUCACUGUAUAGUAAUGAUCCCAAUAUGUUCUGGCAAUAAUGAAGACUUUCAUUGACCACAUACAGCAUCAGACAAUACUACAGCAGUUGGGCAAUGGGGUGGAACUUUGAGAUUGUUUUUUGAUUUCUGGCGGGAGCUCAGAAAUUUGUCUUCAACCAGCAAACAGCGAGAAUUGAUCUAGUCAACAGCAGACAUAGAAAUCAGCUGCCCCUGUAGAAAAUUCCUGGUCAGGCCUAUUGCAUAGAACUUUUGGGUAUUUUUGAGGAAUUACGAAAUGAUCUCAUUAAAGUUCCAAAUCAGGCAACUGCCCCUUCGAUUCCUUUGUGAUUGUACAGUCAGUUUGAAGAGUUCAAAAUUUACAAAUUUGUCAGCUGGUUGCUUUUUUCUGGAGGUGAAAGAGAAGUAUAGUUUUUACAUAUGUGAUUUCAAGGAUUCUGAUGUUCCAAUACAUACUACUAGAUAGGAGUGUAUAAUGUCAAAGAGUUCAGACAACUUAGCAUUGCUCUAACCACUGUGGGUUAAAAUGUUGUUGUAAUAACAAACCAGCACCUUGUCUGAAGUUUUUUAAUAGGCAAAAGUGUGGUUUUGUUUGUCAAUAUUGUUCAGAACUUUGAAUUUGCUUUUUAUGAUUUAUAUGGAUGAAAUUAAGUUCCGUUUUUAUCA
This is a messenger RNA of Malania oleifera, 5430 nucleotides long. RefSeq lists its product as uncharacterized. NCBI's taxonomy places the organism in Eukaryota, Viridiplantae, Streptophyta, Magnoliopsida, Santalales, Ximeniaceae. The record is from RefSeq and is a predicted model, not a curated record. Bases 508 to 4806 code for a protein of 1432 amino acids. The transcript has 23 exons.